AGGGAGCUGAGAGAAAAAAAAGAAAGAAAAAGUGAUUGAGAUCUUUGCGGAUGUUUUGUCCGACAAUUUUCUCUGCCACUGUUAUCAAAACAUGCAAAUGGAGAUUUUUCCAACAGGAUCUUAAACAAAUCUGGAGGCGUUAAUGCCGAAGCAAAAUAAUCAGCCCGUUUGAAGUGACUGGGUUUCGGUUUGUCUUCUCCUGAUACCAUUGCAAGGGAAUGAUAAUUAGACCUUUACUUAAAAAAAAAAAAAAAAAGUCCUCCUCUUCCCUCCCCCUUCCUCCCCCUCCCUCUCUCCCUCUCUUGCUCCCUCCCUUUCUCUCUUGCUCGCUCUGAUGUUGGCAAAGGGGGUUUUCUUAAUCAGACUGUUUUUUUGGUCCGAGGGAAAAGGAGGAAGAAGGAGACUGAUGGAGGAAGGGGGUCUGUAAAACGUCAGGCGAGGCACAAAGGCUUUGCCACGUAAUUACAGGCUCCUAUUAAGUCGAGAUCUGCCCUCCCAGGGGUCUCCAAUUUUCUUGUAUUCCCUACAAAGCCUCCUCUGCAUGCCAGUUUGUGCCUUUUGAAGUGCCAGAGGGCUUCGUGAUCCAACUGAGAAGGAAAAAGGAGCUCUACAAGAAGAGGGGGAGAAAAAAGGGAGAGAGAGGAGAGAGGGAAAAGGGGGAACCUACCACCACCCUCCUUUGGACUCUUGAAGCCCUAUUUUCUUUAUUAUAUAUAUAUUUUUUUUACUCCUUAGGAAAAGUAAAGUGAGAAUCCGCUUUCUAACACAUCUGCAAGACAUCACCCUCUCCUCCUGAAACUUUAGUCGCUCCUGAGAAUCCACAGGAGUGCAGAGCGGGGAACACACGUUUUCUUGAAGAUGUUUUAAAGCUGGAACAAGCCUUCUUCUGUUGGUGCUUGAACUCUUGCCGGGGGAAUAACUUUUUAAACCUUUUAUUAUUUUUUUUAAACCCACUUUGAUUCUUCUCUCCCACCCCUUCUCCUCUCUUCUUCUGUUUGCCUAACUCCCCCGCCCUGCCCUGCUGGCCUCUCUUUCCUUUCCCCCUCUUAUUAUUAUUUUUAGUGAGUGCCUGUGGAAGAUUUGUGAAAGUUGAAAGGGCGGAGGGCUUUUAUUUUUCUUCUGAUCUAAACAUAAGGUAAAUUUUAUUUUAUUUUUUAAAUUUUUUGGUGUGGAUUAUCUCUUUGGACCGCGCCGGACUUGGCUUCAAGAAAAUAUCCAAGGCUGCCUGCUGAAAUCUGCGGGUGCAGAAUUCUCAGCGCUGCAAAAGGGGGUCCCCGCCCUCUUUUCCAUUUUUUCUUAGCUUUCUCUCUCUCUCUCUUCUCCCUCUCUCUUUCUCUCUUUCCCUUCUCCCCACCCCCCGCUCGGUUCCUCUCCCCCCCUCGCGCCCACAGCGUGUUGAUUCGAGCGGGAAGAGGGGGGUGGGUGGGAUUGGAGGGGGAGACCAUGACCUCCAGCUAUGGGCACGUUCUGGAGAGGCAACCGGCGCUGGGCGGCCGCUUGGACAGCCCGGGCAACCUCGACACCCUGCAGGCGAAAAAGAACUUCUCCGUCAGUCACCUGCUCGACCUGGAGGAAGCCGGGGACAUGGUGGCGGCCCAGGCGGACGAGAGCGUGGGCGAGGCGGGCCGGAGCCUGCUGGAGUCGCCCGGACUCACCAGCGGCAGCGACACCCCGCAGCAGGACAAUGAUCAGCUGAACUCAGAGGAAAAGAAGAAGAGAAAGCAGCGGAGGAACAGGACAACCUUCAACAGCAGCCAACUGCAGGCUCUGGAGCGUGUCUUUGAGCGGACACACUACCCAGAUGCAUUUGUGCGAGAAGACCUUGCCCGCCGGGUGAACCUCACAGAGGCCAGAGUGCAGGUGUGGUUUCAGAACCGAAGAGCCAAGUUCCGCAGGAAUGAACGAGCCAUGCUGGCCAAUAAAAAUGCUUCUCUCCUCAAAUCCUACUCAGGAGACGUGACUGCUGUGGAACAGCCCAUCGUACCUCGUCCUGCUCCAAGGCCCACAGAUUAUCUCUCCUGGGGGACAGCCUCUCCAUACAGCGCCAUGGCUACUUAUUCUGCCACAUGUGCCAACAAUAACCCUGCACAGGGUAUCAACAUGGCCAACAGCAUUGCCAACCUGAGACUGAAGGCCAAGGAAUAUAGUUUACAGAGGAACCAGGUGCCAACAGUCAACUGAGGAAAAAAAUAAUAAUUAAACAGGCCUAAGAAGAAAUCAAAAACCAAUAAGACACCUAUCCUGCUCUGUCAUUUCUUCAACUGCUGGAGAAAAAAAAAGUACAAACCAAACAAACCAAACAAACAAAAAAAAAAAACAGAACUAAAAUAUUGGGACCAUGGCAGAGAAAAGCAGGAGAGGAACAAAACGAAAGUUAGUUAACAAAUGUACCUCCUCUCUCUGGAAUACUACCAUAUGUUUCUGUGUGUGCUUAUUUCAUUUUUCUUUCUAUUUAUGCUUUGCUUAAUGUACUCCAAGCUUCAUCAGUUAGGUCCAGCCCACCCACUCUCAUAAAUUUGUAUGAGGUUUGAAAAAAAAAUGUGCAGUUGCCAAAGAAAUCCUAGGUAUACACAUAUCCAUAUUCAAAAUGAUUAACCUAUCAUUUCUCAUUAACCUGUUUGACCUCGGUGCCUUACUCUGUCAUCUGCCCAGUUCCCCCUAGGAAUGUCUGAAAAGCCAAAGUCUUUCUGAAGAAUCUGUGCCAGUCAUGAUUGCCUUUCUCCUUGUCUCCAUAUCUGUGGGUUAUGGUAAGGUUUUCCAAUCAGCUACUACAGAAAAUAAUUGUAUAUACAUUCUGAUCUUUGGCCUCCUGUUUUUUGGAUUGUCUGAUUAAUGUAAGUGGCUAAAUCUGGCUAAUUCUAAGCUCUAAGCUGUGUAGCUUGACCAUGGAUUCAAGCUCUAAGCUCUAGAUGAUAAUAUUGCCAUCUACAUCACCUCACACCUUCAUGCAAACAAUCAGCAGCCUUACGUUAAAGUCAUUUGUUGCCUUUCAACUAUUUGCUCUUAAGGGCUAUUUGAUAGAGAAAAAUCUUUUUUUUUUUUUCACUUGAGAGGGACAGAAAUUUCUUCCGGAAAACAAAGAGUGAAUUGUGAAAUGCAUGGCCUACAUCUCUUUGGUGCCUUAAGUGUAGUCAGAUGCACAUUUAUAUAUACUGUAUAUAUUUAUAUAUUAUAUAUAUAUAAUAUUGCAAGCUUGAGUUUGCAGUUUCUCAAACAUAUCAGAAAAGGCAAAUCUCACACUUCCCUCACUGCCCUUACUUUCACAUGGAUGAAAUGUUAAUUAGGCAUCUUGCUUGUUUUCUUUUUCUACAUACAUUUUCUCUUUAAGGUCAUACAGCAGUUGGCAAGGAUGUUGUUUAAGAACUAGGACUUCUCACCUUAGAGCUUUCAAUGAAUUAGAAGUUAUUUCAGACUAUUGAAAUAUCCUUGAGGUUGGAGCCAGAACACUGAUGAAAUGUUGAUCCAUUCUGAUCUGUCCAGGGAAUUCCACUUAAGAGGAGGAAAAGAUGUUUGGUCAUCUGUUCUUUCUCCGUUCCAUGGAACUGUAAAAGACAAAACACAUAUUAAAGUAGAGUACUUGACAUUUGGCUUAAAUUCUAAAAACUUUAAAUACAAUUGUGGAUAUAUAUAUAUAUAUAUAUACAUAUAUAUAUAUUUCAAAAUAAGUUUAGCCUCUAGGGAUGAGAGCUAGAUGAGAUUUCUUUGUUUCUUUCUCUUUGUUCCCAGCCCACCUUUCCUAACUUACUAGCCAGAUGGACUUGACCAUGCUGUGCCUCAGUUUACUCGUUUAUAAAAGAUGAGUAUGGCAAUUCUUACCUACCUCACAGGGGUGUUGUGAGGCUCUACUCAUCUUUCCAUUCCUGUAUUCUCUGUAUGUCCAGCACUUUGUAGCGCUAGGAAGAAAGGGACUGUGAAAGUGUACAGUGCUAACCAAUGGAAUAAUACCCGAUCUGGAAGUCUCUUCUAGCAAGGGAAUGCUACAUUGCUGUUUAUACUUAUAAUCUUGUAUUUGGAAAUGAGAAAUAGGUUUAUAUUUUUAGAUGUCUCACAAAGCAUGUCAUCUGACUAAAGAAUAACUAAGGGCACGCAGAAUAGAUACAUUUUUAAACAUAUUCUCAUCCUGACCAGCUUAUUUCUAAUACUUUCAAUUAUCAGUGGUUAGAAAGCUUUAGGUUGAUUUUGGCUGGAUAUGCCAACUUUGUACUCUGAGUGACAGGCAAGGAAUUUGGGGUAUAAGAUGCACUUUUAACCCAUAUUAGUAUUUCUGAUCAGGUUGAGCUGACAGUCAUAUUUUUUCAAUCUAACAGCCACCAAUCUGAAAAUAUAUUUCUAAUGAUUCUGUAAUCAUUUCAGUAAUAAGAAGGACACCCAUCUUUUGCAUUGUGCUUUAACCACUUACUCUUAUUUUAACUAAAACAUUUUUUUAUGAAGGUUCAUGUAAGUAAUUGAGCAGCACACAUUAUUUGCUUCUAAGAAAUCUUCCAUCCAUUGCUUUUUGUCCCAUCUAUAGCUGUGGAUUAUGAAGUUUUGAAGGAACAGUAUGUCCUUGAAUAUUAAAACAUUCUUUGACUUGAGAAGUGAUUUUAAUCUUAAACUUUAGGGGUUUAGAGUUUAAAGAGAGGCUUUGGCUAAUAGCAGGAACAAAUUAUAUACCCAAAGGCUUUGCUAAGAAGAGGAGACUCUUAGAGUGGAAACGUAGAGGGUUGUAUGAAACAAAAGUCAUUUGAUACCUUCUUGCUGACAUCCAUUUCCAGUGGCCAACAGUAAAGUUUGUUCCUAUAAACCCUAAUGGUAGGGAAAACCUUUAUCUCAUGCCUUGGGCAAGCAAUGUGCGGAGUUUUCAGAGCAAUGGUGCUGGUUAGUGGCAGGACUGCUCAUUGCUGGUAAGUCAAUGCCACAAGCAUCUGUUAUCUGAGCACUUGGUCAAGAAGUAUACAGGUAGUCCUAGCAUUCACUUCGAUCCACUUAUUACUGAUCUAGAAAUAAGUUUGAUAAGUGAUUUGGAGGAGUAGAUUUGUGGCUCUGAAGCCCCUCAGCAGAAGAGGGCCUCAGGGCCACCAAUUCCAGGCACAUCCCUAUUCUUCACCAGCAGUAUAUCCAGAUACAGAUGAAUAUGUAUCAACUAUCUGUGUCCCCAGUUGCUCCUUAAACAAGAUGCUGAUUUGUAGGGCACAUGGCAGGUUAAAUUAAACCAGAAGAGGUGACCUAAUUAAAAGAAAAAUGGAAUGAAUAAAGAUCUCAUAAGAAAUGUAAUAUGUAAAUUAUAUCUUGCUUUAUGAUGUAAAAUAUACAUUGUUUGCGCUAGAGUAGAAAUGAUUCCUUUUCAAUAAAAUGAAAGAAUGAUACAAUCAUGCCUUUUGUUAUA
Perognathus longimembris pacificus (Pacific pocket mouse) is the source of this 5365-nucleotide messenger RNA. RefSeq names its product paired related homeobox 1 (gene Prrx1). The record is from RefSeq and is a predicted model, not a curated record. Gene Ontology annotation, molecular function: DNA binding; DNA-binding transcription factor activity, RNA polymerase II-specific. Gene Ontology annotation, biological process: regulation of DNA-templated transcription. The transcript is spliced from 4 exons. Bases 1444 to 2181 code for a protein of 245 amino acids. Lineage: Eukaryota; Metazoa; Chordata; Mammalia; Rodentia; Heteromyidae.